Triticum aestivum (bread wheat) is the source of this 1383-nucleotide messenger RNA. RefSeq names its product WAT1-related protein At5g64700-like. NCBI's taxonomy places the organism in Eukaryota, Viridiplantae, Streptophyta, Magnoliopsida, Poales, Poaceae. Gene Ontology annotation, cellular component: membrane. The record is from RefSeq and is a predicted model, not a curated record. The transcript is spliced from 7 exons. Gene Ontology annotation, molecular function: transmembrane transporter activity. Bases 224 to 1240 code for a protein of 338 amino acids.
UUCACUUCCCUUCCCCCUCCCCUGACCCGAGCAAGGCGAGGCAGGGGAACACACGAGACCACGGACGGAUCCGCCGGCCCCUAUGUGCGUACAUAUAUGGGAAACUCUCAAGUUUCAGCGAGUGCAUGCUUUGCUGGUCAUCAAGAUAGGUAGCCCUGUCCACCUUUAGUCCAUAUAUGCACGGAGAGCUGGCGGGCGGUUGAUCGGCCGCAACGAUCGAUCCAUGGACAUCGGCGCGGAGAGGGAGAAGCCGGCGGCGGGGUGGGAGUGGAGGACGCCGGCGUCGAUGGUGCUGGUGCAGCUGUUCAUCACGGGGAUGAUCCUGCUCUCCAAGCUGUCCAUCAGCGGCGGCAUCUUCAUCUUCGCGCUCCUCGCCUACCGCAGCCUCUUCGGCGCCGCCGUCAUCCUCCCACUGGCCCUCAUCUUCGAAAGGGGCAAGUGGAAGGAGAUUCGAUGGCACGCCACGGGAUGGAUCUUUCUCAACGCCUUCAUCGGGUACGCAGUGCCGAUGAGCUUAUACUGCUAUGGCCUCCGUGACACAACACCAUCUUACGCCGUCAUCUUUGUGAACCUAAUUCCGUUGGCCACCUUCAUCCUAUCGCUCGUCUUCAGAAUGGAGACGUUGCGAAUCUGGAGUGUGGUUGGAUCGCUGAAGAUUGCAGGCGUUUUAUUCUCUGUUGGAGGCACAAUGCUCAUUAGCCUUUACAAGGGCAAGGCGUUGCAUCUCUGGGAUCCCAUCCUGAAGAUCCACCCCAAGGAACAAACAACCGAGGGUGCAGGGAAUCAACUAAGAGGGACAAUAUUCUUGGUAGGCAGCAGCUUCGCAUAUGCUUGCUGGUACCUGAUCCAGUCAAAGGUUCUCAAGGUGUAUCCAUACAAGUAUUGGUCAUCCAUGGUGACAUGCUUGGUUGGAGGAUUCCAAACAGCACUAGUUGGAAUAAUAUUGAAUACAGACAAGAACGCAUGGAAGCUAGGAUGGAAUCUCGACCUUGUGACUAUCUUGUACUCGGGGGCACUUGCAACAGCAGGGAAAUAUUGCCUGAACUCAUGGGCUGUUGCCAAGCGAGGCCCAACAUAUCCUCCGAUGUUCAACCCAUUGUCUGUGGUAUUCACAAUUUUGCUGGACUCCAUCAUCAUAGGCAAUGAAAUUACAGUCGGAAGCCUGCUCGGUACAACAAUGGUGCUUGUCGGGCUUUACACUUUCCUAUGGGCAAAAUCAAAAGAAGUACGUGACAAAUAGAUCUCAUCCUUGGCAGGCAGAGUUCUUGUGUAUAGCUACAGAAAGGACAAAUUUUGUACUUGUAUACAUGAAGAUCAUAAUACAUUAGAUGGAAGAUCACAAGGUUUUCUGUAGGACCCCAACGGCCGGUCCGAACAUCCAUG